CAGUCGCAAACGAACAACGAACCAUCGAAGUUUAGAAAAUAUCUAACAAUUAAAAGCGAACGCGCGCGCGCUUUUCCUCGAAUCGAAACGCGAAACGCGCCACUCAAACAACGAAACGAAAAUAAAUUUGGAAAAUUGCAAUUGUCGUUUGGUUUUCGGUUUUCGGUUUUUCAGGCGCGCGUGCAUUGCCAAAACGAAUCAGAAGCAAAUAAAAAACAGAAGCUACAACGAAUCAGGAGGCUAUAUAGACGCAAAACGACGCACAUUUCUCGGCUGCAAGCGCGUGGAUCGAAAUAUAUAUGCCGCCGUAUAAUUAUAUAUAGCCAAACCCAGAAAUAAAAGCGAAAAGGGAGGCAUAACUGUGAGAGGCGUUGCCCAUGGCCGAGGAAUUUCAAGAAAUCGCCCCAAAACAAAUGCAGCAUUAAUUGAACUAGCUCAAGGCUCGAGUCCCACUCAAAUCCGCAAAUCCGCAAAUUCGCAUAAAUAAAUCUGUAUAAUUAUAUAAUCAAAUUUGGGUUACACACCAGCACUCGAACUGGUGGGGGACACGUGUCGCUAGAUUUUGGGCCUCGCACGCUUACGAUACAUUGCGUUGAUUAUGAGCGCUUUCGCCGAGCGGCAUGUGCGUUUCAAUCCUUUGCGAGAUCAGCAAACGCUUAUCGUUAAGCGGCUGAGACCGCCGGAGAGCCAGCACUUCAAGAACUGAGCAAUCGAAUCGAACAACGAAUAUCGAAAUAGCUUCUUGCUCAAACGAACCUUUUUUUUACUGAAAGAAGAGCCAACGCAGAAGGCAAACGAAAUAAAUAAAAAGCUAUAGAACAAGCUAUAAGCCAAAAACGAACGAAUUUCUAAGCAACUAGAACAACUAGAACAACACUGCGACAACAACAACAACAAGCACAGGAGCAUCCAAUCGAAGGGAAAUAUAAAGACAAGAAAGGAUCAUCACCACAUUGUUAGGGAACUUUCGAACUUUCGGGACACGAAGUCCCAAUUUGUACAUAUACGCCUAGUAUAGCUAGCAUCUAGAAUAUUUUUUGUUGACUUUGAAUAGCACUCACAUAUAUCACUGUUGUCCCACUUGUUGUGUUAGCUUAGCUAGGCUAAGAGACCCAUAACGAAUACUAGUCAGCCGCCCAACUGUGCGUAUACGCAACGCAACGCAACGCGAGUGCGUAUACUUAAUAUUUAGAAUUAGAUCGAUAAGCAGCGAACAAAUGAUGAAAAAUCUCAACGGUAGGGCGCACAAUGCGUGCUACCAUCCCUACUACCACCAAUCGCUGCACUUUGCCCAGCAGCAGCAGCAUCUGCAGCAGCAGCAACAGCAACAGCAGCAGCAACAUCAGCAUCAGCAGCUGCCAGCGCCGCAGCAACAGUUGCGUCAUCAGCAACGGCAACUGCCCACGCAGCCAGCCUACCAGCAACCGCAAUCGAUUGCCCACAAUGCUUUUCCACUGCGCAGCAGCAGCAGCAGCAACAGCAACGGCAAUGGCAACAAUUAUGGCCAUGUUGCUAGUAGCGCCUACGCUGGAAGCAGCGGCAGUCACAACAGCAACAAUGCGGCUGCCAUGGCCGCCGUCUGUCAAAUGCAGAAUUUUUUCAACCAGCAGCAGCAGCAACAGGAGUACAACAACAAUUGCAUGCCCAUUAAUUACUAUCAGCAGCAGCAACAUUACCCUCCUGAGUCGCAAUCCUCCGCCUCCGGCUGGACUGAAUCCCCUGGCCAGUCGCAACUCGCCACGACAACAGCAGCAACAUGCAACACCGCAGCAGCAGCAGGAGCAACUGCAGCAGCAACCGCACCAGCCACUGCAGCUGCAACAACGAGCACAACUGCAACAUCUGCCGCUGCUGGCAGCGACAACAACAACAGCGACAACUUCGCAAUGGACGCCAGUGAGAUAGCCACUUUCCUCGCCAACGAGCUUUUCCUACAGCAGCUCAGCAACUUUGAGACCGUUCAGAGUGUUCUAACGCUGACGACGCCCACGUUGACGCCGACCACCACGCGCAACAUCGAGGACACCCUCGGCCACUUGCUCUCGGACACGCAGCCCGAUCGUGGAGCUGGUUGCGCGGGAUUCGCGGUGCCAAAGGUGCUACCCAACGCCAUUGAUGUCCUGGGCAUGGGCAUUCCCUCCGGAGUUCCCUCGCUCCCCAUUCAGCCGCCAUUCGAGGUGAGCCUGGGGCAGGGCAGCGAUUCCGAGGACUCCAACGCUUCGUACAACGAUACGCAGAUGAAUGAGGAUCAGGACACGACCGAUACUUCAAGUGCCCAUACGGACAGCACCUCGUACCCAGCUGGCCAAAUGAUGACCGGCAGUGUGAACGGCGGCGGUGCCAACAACUUCACCAAUGUCCUGGCCGCCGUGAGCUCCACCCGUGGAGCCGCAUCGGUGGGCAGCAGCAACGCGAAUACCUCAAACACGCCGGCCCGUCGUGGCGGCGGCAGGCGCCCCAACCGGUCGACCAACAUGACCCCGGAGGAGGAGCAGAAGCGGGCCGUGCGCCGGGAGCGAAACAAGCAGGCGGCGGCCCGUUGCCGCAAGAGGCGCGUGGACCAGACCAACGAGCUCACCGAGGAGGUGGAGCAGCUGGAGAAGCGGGGCGACAGCAUGCGCAAGGAGAUCGAGUUGCUGACGAUCAGCAAGAAUCAGCUGGAAUACUGUCUGGCCGCCCACCGGCCCACCUGCCAAAAGAUCCGCUCCGACAUGCUGAGCGUGACCACCUGCAACGGUCUGAUUGCCCCGGCCGGACUUCUCAGUGCCGGAAGCAGCGGCAGCGGAGCGAGCAGCCACCACAACCAUAACAGCAACGACAGCAGCAGCGGCACGAUCACGGGCAUGGACGCCACGCUGAACUCCACCGGUAGGAGCAACUCGCCAUUGGAUCUCAAGCCGGCAGCGAACAUCGAUAGCCUGCUGCUGCAGCAGAUCAAGGACGAGCCACUUGAUGGCGCCAUCGACUCAGGAUCCAGCCUGGACCAGGACGGUCCGCCGCCCAGCAAGCGCAUCACCUUGCCGCCCUUGCCGCCCAUGUCCACGAUGCCGCACGUUCACAUGUCCAAUCUGAUGACGCCCACCGGUGCCUCGUCGGGAUCUCUGCAGACGCCGAUCACGAGCACGGCGCCCGUCGGAUUCGGCAGCGCCUUCCCAGUGACCACCAACGGCAGCAGCAUCAACACCAUCCACAGCAUCAGCAACAACAACAUGAACUCCCCCACGCUGAAUGCGCUGAACAAGGUGCCCAAGGAGCGGCCCAACACGCUGGCCUUCCAGCGGCCCGUGGGCCACAUGCACUUGACCCUGGCCAACAACAAGCCGGGUGGCCCCACGCAGAUCCAGGGCGUGCCCAUCCAGACGCCCUCGACCGGCACCUUCAACUUCGACUCCCUGAUGGACGGCGGCACUGGCCUAACACCCGUCUCCGGACCGCUGGUGCCCAACAGCUCCUCCGCGAACAAGCAUCCGCUGGAGCUGCCCACGCCCACCGCCGAGCCGUCCAAGCUGGUCAGCUUAUAACCGGACAGGAUCUGGGGAUCCUGUGACGGGGAGGGGGGUCGAGUCAGGAUUAAGUUAAGUUUUAUAUAGUUGAUGUGCUGAACGCGGCAAGCAAAACGAAAGGAAAGGAAAGGAAAGGAAAGGAAACCAAGAAGCACUUUUCUAGUGUAGUGUAGGAGAUGUUUUCAUUUUUGUAAUAUGGUAAUCAUAAUCGUAAUCGUAAACGUGACGAAUGUUUUGUUUCGUUAACUCUAAUGUUUUUGUAUUAUUGUAUUAUUAUCUUUAUUAUGGUUAAUUUAUGAUUUUGCUAUGUCUUUUACAUACGCCGAGCUACAUAUGUUAUGUACUUGUAAUUUGUGCAAUUUUCAAACCUUUUCAUUGCGCGUUAUAUAUUUUCAAAAAAUAUAAGAACGCGAACGACCGACGAUGCAUGAUGAGAAUGAUAAGGAUAAUAGGGCGUGUAGAUUUGGAGGAUGCGUUGUGAUAUUUAUUAUAAAAACGAAUACAAAAGAUACCAGGAUAAAACGAAAGUAGAAAGCAAACAGGAGCGUCUAAUGAAAGGAACUAAGCCGGUUUUAAAAUUGUACAUUUAAACGAAUCGCGUAAAUUUAUGAAACAAAAUGAAUAUAUUCAGCAUACAAACUAAAUACAAUGCCUUGAGAGAGAAUUAAGAAAUGCAAACCUUUAUAUAUAUAUAUAGAGAUCUAUAGAGAUGUAUGUACAUUUAAAGCUAAACAAUAAUGGCGUUGAAGCAAGUUUUAUAUUGAGCAAAAGCAAAUGUGAAAUGAGAUAAAUAUACUUAUUGUACUCUGUAAGCUGCAGUAGAAACCCAAAUAUAUUUUUACUAAACGCAACAGUGCGCUAUUUUCAAAUACCAUUUAUAAGAAAUGACAAAAGCAAUUAUUUAAUAUGUAAUUAUGUAUUAUGUAUACCUACCUACCCACAACCCAAAACUGAAUAACUAAAAACCCAAACCAACUCUCGCCAGUUUCCACAGUAACUUCUCUGAAUAUUCAAAAUUUCAAUCUAUCCAAAACCAAACCGAUCGAUAGCCACUAAAUGCACUUAUAAGGGCAGAAAAACACCAAAAUUGAAAAAUGAAAUGGAAUAAAAUAAAAUAAAAACACCGAAAAACCUAAA
Molecule: messenger RNA, 4640 nt
Organism: Drosophila teissieri
Lineage: Eukaryota; Metazoa; Arthropoda; Insecta; Diptera; Drosophilidae
Gene: kay
Product: transcription factor kayak
Exons: 3
Coding region: 1218-3521 (767 amino acids)
Biological process (GO): regulation of transcription by RNA polymerase II
Cellular component (GO): nucleus
Molecular function (GO): DNA-binding transcription factor activity, RNA polymerase II-specific; RNA polymerase II cis-regulatory region sequence-specific DNA binding
Source: RefSeq, a predicted model, not a curated record